AUGAACUACAUCUUUGGGAACAACACGCUGUACCCGCGCAGUGGCCGGGGUGGCUCUGGAGGCACGGGGCCGGGCGUGAAGCCAAAGAUGGGGCCAAAACGUGGGUCUUCGGAGGAGCUGGGGAACCCUCCACACUACUCGUCUCCGUCCACGUCCUCGCCGGCGUCCUCCAUCCCAUCCACGUCCUCCGCGUCGCGUUGGCAACAGCUGCUCACCUUCUUCUCUCGGAGGAGCGCCUUCACGGACUGCAUCAACGCCAGCCAGGUGAGGGCAGCCAUGUUGGGAAGUCCAAACACCGACAGGCAGGCAGGUGUGGGCAGCCAUGUUGGAAAGUCCAAACAAUGA
This is a messenger RNA of Knipowitschia caucasica, 345 nucleotides long. The record is from the annotation of a GenBank genome assembly. Lineage: Eukaryota; Metazoa; Chordata; Actinopteri; Gobiiformes; Gobiidae.